UGGGUCGGGCCGGCGGCUUCUCGGGCUCGGCGAGCUGCUGCGUGAGCGGUUGUGCCGCACGGGGGGAAGGCAGAAAAGAGCAAAGCCGGAGGAGAGCAGGGCGCCUUGCCCGGGAGCCGGCCGAUUCCUCACGUCUGGCCUGGGGUCGUUUUCACACGCUCGCGUACAUUCCCCAGUCGCACUAGUAGCAGUAAUGCUUUGCUGUGUCUCUUGAGUUACUUAAUUUGUUGCGGGUAGAGAGAGUAACAUUACUGCCUGCCUGCAAUCGGUGGGGCGUUUGUGACCCAGUACAGUCACGUCACGAUUUCAGCCCGAAUAUUAUUUUAUAGAUGUCUUAAGUACAUUACCAAACUCAUCAAGACUGGUUUUCAUCUACUUGUAUGUGUCAGUGUCUUGGAUUAUAAAUUAUGAAAAAACAUAAAACUGUAUUCAUCGUAUGAAAAAGAGCAUUCAGUUUUAGGGCAAAACUGUGAAGAGUAUUUUGACCCAUGCUGGCUUUUAAAAAGUUCAAUAUCACAGAAAAAGGUGCACACCUUCAUUGCGUGUAGAUUAUAAAGGUGGAGAAAGUGAAACAUCAGCAAAAUUGGGUUGCUCUUUAGAAAGUUUCAAGAUUGUCACAGUAGGUUUUCUUAGGGAAAGCUUGUUUUGAUUACUGUUAUUUAGCCCCUGUAACAGUGGACGGGAGGUAUUGUGCUGGCCUCCAAUUGUGGUUAACUUUUUUUCUUUAUAUUGGCUUUACAAUCUGAAAUAAAAUAAUUUCAUGAUGUUUUCAUUUCCACCCCAAUACAGAUUGUGGGGUGACCAUGGACAAGAAGCCUUAGAAUCUGCCCAUGUUUGUGUGAUCAAUGCAACAGCAACAGGAACUGAAAUACUCAAAAACUUAGUGCUACCAGGUAUUGGCUCAUUUACAAUUGUCGAUGGGAAUCGGGUCUCUGGAGAAGAUGUUGGAAAUAAUUUCUUUCUGCAAAAAAGUCAUAUUGGCCAGAAUCGUGCCCAGAGUGCCACUGAGCUCUUGCAAGAAUUGAAUAGUGAUGUUUCUGGAAACUUCGUUGAAGAGAGCCCAGAAAAACUUCUAGACAAUGACCCUUCCUUUUUCAGUCGGUUUAACUUGGUGGUUGCAACACAACUACCAGAAAGUACGUUGCUGCGUUUGGCUGAACUUCUCUGGAAUUCUAACAUUCCUCUCCUGGUCUGCAGGACAUAUGGACUGGUUGGUUAUAUGAGAGUCAUUAUCAAAGAACAUACAGUUGUUGAAUCCCAUCCUGAUAAUACGUUAGAAGAUCUGAGAUUGGACAAACCGUUUCCAGAACUGAGGGAACACAUUCAGUCCUAUGACUUGGAUCAUAUGGACAAAAAGGACCAUAGCCACACUCCAUGGAUUGUGAUUGUAGCCAAGUAUCUAACAAAAUGGUUCAGCGAGAAAAGUGAUCAGUUGCCCAAGAGUUACAAAGAAAAAGAAGCCUUCAGACAACUGAUUCGGCAAGGUAUUUUAAAGAAUGAAAAUGGGACCCUGGAAGAUGAGGAGAACUUUGAAGAAGCUAUAAAAAAUGUGAACACAGCUUUAAAUACCACAGAGAUUCCAAAAUGCAUUGAAGAGAUUUUCAAUGAUGAUCGCUGCAUAAAUCUCACAGAGCAGUCACCCUCCUUCUGGGUUUUGGCUCGAGCUGUAAAGGAAUUUGUGGCAGCUGAGGGGCAAGGAAGCUUGCCUGUCCGAGGCACUAUUCCUGAUAUGAUAGCAGACUCCAGUAAAUUUAUCAAAUUGCAAAAUGUAUACCGUGAAAAAGCAAAGAAGGAUAUUGCUGCUGUGGGUAACCAUGCUGCUAAAUUGUUGCAGUCCCUAGGCAAGGCACCCGAAUCUAUUUCAGAGAGAGAAUUAAAAUUGCUUUGCAGCAACUCAGCUUUUCUCCGAGUGGUUCGAUGUAGAUCUCUGUCUGAAGAAUAUGGUUUAAACACUUUUAACAAGGAUGAAAUCAUUUCCCAGAUGGAUAACCCAGACAGUGAAGUAGUGCUGUACUUGAUGCUACGGACUGUAGAUAGAUUUUACAAGCAGCAUGGUAGAUAUCCAGGUGUCUACAACUAUCAGGUAGAAGAUGAUAUCGGAAAACUGAAAUCAUGUCUUACUGGUUUCUUACAAGAACAUGGGUUGUCUGUAGUGGUGAAAGAUGACUAUGUUCAUGAGUUUUGUCGCUAUGGAGCUGCUGAGCCACAUGCUAUUGCUGCCUUCAUGGGAGGAGCUGCUGCACAGGAAGUUAUCAAAGUCAUUACAGGGCAGUUUGUAAUUUUUAAUAACACCUACAUAUACAGUGGGAUGUCACAGACUUCAGCGACUUUCCAGCUGUAGAUAAAGAUCUUGCUAUUGUUGCCACCAGGUGCUGCUGCUUCGUCCUGUAAAUAGUGUGGUGUUCUGCCACUGACUGGACUGUUCUCUAUUACUUGCCAAUUAAAGUUAUUUUAUUUGUAACGAUUUUAUCUUUUUUUUUUUUUUUCCCCCUGAGGACAAAUAAAAUCAUACCAAAAUUGA
This is a messenger RNA of Athene cunicularia (burrowing owl), 2521 nucleotides long. RefSeq names its product NEDD8 activating enzyme E1 subunit 1 (gene NAE1). Gene Ontology annotation, molecular function: ubiquitin activating enzyme activity; NEDD8 activating enzyme activity. Bases 761 to 2341 code for a protein of 526 amino acids. The transcript is spliced from 19 exons. Gene Ontology annotation, biological process: ubiquitin-dependent protein catabolic process; protein ubiquitination; DNA damage response. Gene Ontology annotation, cellular component: nucleus; cytoplasm. The record is from RefSeq and is a predicted model, not a curated record. Lineage: Eukaryota; Metazoa; Chordata; Aves; Strigiformes; Strigidae.